This is a messenger RNA of Cavia porcellus (domestic guinea pig), 2982 nucleotides long. RefSeq names its product pyroglutamyl-peptidase I (gene Pgpep1). Bases 96 to 725 code for a protein of 209 amino acids. Gene Ontology annotation, biological process: proteolysis. Gene Ontology annotation, cellular component: cytosol. The transcript has 5 exons. Gene Ontology annotation, molecular function: pyroglutamyl-peptidase activity. The record is from RefSeq and is a predicted model, not a curated record. Lineage: Eukaryota; Metazoa; Chordata; Mammalia; Rodentia; Caviidae.
GAGGGGCGGGGCGGGCGUGGGGGAGCGCCGAGCCCGGUAGCUGCAGCGGACGCGCCAGUGCCUUCGCCGCGGGCCGGAGACUCCGCGGUCCCGUUAUGGAGCAGCCCCGGAAGGCGGUGGUGGUGACCGGGUUCGGCCCUUUUGGGGAGCAUACCGUGAAUGCCAGCUGGAUCGCAGUCCAGGAGCUAGAGAAGCUGGGACUGGGUGAUAGUGUGGACCUGCACGUGUACGAGAUCCCGGUGGAGUACAGGACGGUGCAGCAGCUCAUCCCUGCACUAUGGGAGAAGCACAGCCCGCAGCUGGUGGUGCAUGUCGGGGUGUCGGGCAUGGCGACCGCAGUCACACUGGAGAAAUGCGGGCACAACAAGGGCUACAAGGGCCUGGACAACUGCCGCUUCUGCCCCGGCUCCCAGUGCUGUGUGGAGGAUGGGCCGGAGAGCAUUGACUCCAUUAUUGACAUGGACGCCGUCUGCAAGAGGGUCACCACCCUGGGGCUGGACGUGUCGGUGACCAUCUCGCAGGAUGCCGGCAGGUACCUCUGUGACUUCACCUACUAUACCUCCCUGUACCAGAGCCACGGCCGCUCAGCCUUCGUUCAUGUGCCGCCAUUGGGCAAGCCCUACAACGCGGACCAGCUGGGCAGGGCGCUGCGGGUCAUCAUCGAAGAGAUGCUGGACUUGCUGGAGCAGUCAGAAGGCAAGAUCAGCUGCUGCCAUGAACCCUGAGCACUGUCCAGAGCGAGGAUCCACUCUCCUGGGGCUCUGCACUCCGCCUCCUCUCCCUCCUGCUUGGCAGCGCCCUGCUUGGAAGGAGCCCAGGACUCAGGGGCCAGGGCCAGGGGGGCCACUGUGGUCCCUUUGCCAGGUUGGCGGCGGGUAGACCAGCUGGUCCAAUCUGAACGUCCCAUCAGGAGCCUGGUCCCUUAAAUAGACCUCUUAAAAGGGGCAGCCUCGGGCAGGCAGCUUUUGGGUUGACUGGAUUUCCCUUCCUCUCCUUUUUUUGCUCUGUUUUGUUUUGAGGCAGGGUCUCAGUAGGUAGCCCAGGCUGGCCUCAGAUUCACAGUGACUGUCCUGCCUCAGUCUCCCAAGUGCUGGGGCCACAGGUGUGCACCACCAGCCCGGCUCUUACUGCUUUUUUCUCUUCCCUGCCCGCUGCACCCCAAAGCGGUAGUGCUGCUGGGGGACACAGUGGGUGACUUAUAUUCCCUUGGGCUGAAACCUUGGCUUUGGCCAACAUUAGUGUCUUUCUCCUGAGGUGCAGCCUCUUUGCCCUUGGCCCCAAACCGAACCCCAGACCUGACAUCUUAGAUUUGGGACCAAGAACAAGGGCCCUCCUCCCACCUUGCUCUGAGUGGCAGCCUGGGCCUGGCCAUGGGACUGGGUCCUUUGAGGCCCAAUAGCAGGCACAGGCCGCUGGGCUCAGGGACCCUCCAAAAAGCAGCUCCUGUCCACCUGUGACUUGUCACUGGCCACAGCGGAGCCCGGCAUGCCCGGGCUUGUUUGGGGGCAGCCCCUGGCCGAUGGCUCUGGAGACAGUGGGAGCAUGUGAUCGUCCUGCUCCCUGCAGACUUUGAGCCCAGCAGGCCCAGAGUGAGGGUAAUAUCGCCUGGAAUAGCACAGUGCAGCCCAGUCUUGAUUCCAGCUGGAGUGGGGAGCUGUCAGAGUGCCCUGGAGGUGGCCGGAGACCAGUGUGGUGUGUUGGGGCCACCUCGGCUCUGCUGCAAGGGCAGUGGUGCCCCUCAGUCCGGCUCCCUGGGGCGUGGCCCAUAGGUUCCCCAUGGUGGACCUGUGGGAAGCCCCUUUGUGGCUGAGGGUGUCUCCACCAGGGCGUGGUCCUGGUAGCCCAGGAACGUGUCUAGGGCUGGCAGCGGGAAGGCAGGAGGCAGUUCCAAGUGUUGCUCGUGGGAGAGCAGGGAUCCAUGCUGGAGAGAGAUGAGGGGACGGGACGGUGGCAUUCUGUGCCAGUCCCUGGGGACAGGAGGACAGCAGUGGUGCACAGAGGACCUUUGAGCAGUGGCUUGCAGGAGGAAUGAGGGGCCACUGGCAGGAGGAGCAGGAGCUGGGCACCACUGGGCUAAGCAGGGACAGUCCCAUCCCUGAGGAUGGGGUCAGGACUCAGUGGGUUGCUCAGUGUGGAGCAGAGCCAGUGUCCCCCAGAGUCACUCAGUUGGCCAGGCUGGGCUUGAACUUGCAGUCCUCCUGCCUCAGCCUCCGGGGUGCUGGAUAGUGGGCUCUGGCUGCCUUUGAGAGUGAGAAGUUCAUGCCAGAAGCCAGGCUCGAGCCCCCCACAGCACACAGGGUGACAGCAGCCAGGAGCAGGGGGCGCUGCUGUCUCGCCAGGUGACCUCUGACCUCCCCUGCCUGUGAGUGUCUGAACCCGGGAGUCCUCCAGGUCGUUGGGGACCGGGCCUUGUUCUCUGGUCCCCAGCCUGUGGCCUGAAACCCAAGGGGACAGUGGCAAAGGGCUUUGUCUUUCUCCCUGGGGGGAGGGGACCUGUCUCUGUCUUAUCCUUGGUUUUGGGGACCUGGGGGGCAUAGCCUCACAUAUGCCCAUGAGCACUUGACAGUAAGCCCUGCCCCAGCCCCUUUUUAAGGUUUUAUUAAAGCUGGGAUCUCACCGUGUAGCCCAGGGUAGCCUGGCGGUCCAUAUCCUCCUGCCUCAGCUUCCCCAUUAGCUGGGGUGACCGGAACAUCUUUCCUCAUCCUGAGGGCCCCCUUCCCCCAGCUGGCCUUGCGCUGGGCUCUGCCCACUGCCAUUCCCCCUCCCACCCACUCCAAGAACCCACAUGAUCUGGGCCCCGAUAUCUCAGGUUUUUGCCCCCACUGAAGUCUCUAGGAAACCCCUGCUGCCCAUGGCGACUGAUUUCAGUCCCCAGAGAGGCCCCCCUGUAGCUUCUUCCUGGCCCCCCGAGUCAGGGACCCCUGGGCUCCUGGAGACCCCACACCUGGCGUCCUGGAAAGCAAAUAAAGCUUGAUGUCCCCA